AUGUCUAAAAUAUUUUAUAUUUUGAAGAGUUUGCAUAGUAUACAUACCUACCUGUUAACUUAUUAUUAUAGAAAAAAAUACAUCUAGGACGUAUACCAAAUAGGUAUGUGAUUUUUAUUUAUUAGAUUUAUCGAAUUCGUUACUAAAUAUAUUCAUUUAUUGUUUCCAUUAUUAAGUUGUGUUUUGUUACUUUGGUAUAUGUAGCAUGAAUUUUUUUCCUUUUUUAUUAUGUUUGUAUUUUUAUAAAAAAAUGUUUAUAUUAUAUUAGCACUAUCAUUAUUGGCAUAUUAUAUAACCGGACUCGACAAGAAGAAUAAUAUGAGUUCUAAUAUCUACUACGAUGAUCAUAGAUCAGCGAUACUUAACCUGCGGCCCGCGGGCCGCAUGCGGCCCUCCAACGAUUUAUAUGUGGCCCGAACAGAACUCGUUGAAUUGAUAAAAAAAUAUAAGUUUCAAAACUAAUAUUAUUAUAAAUAUAAAAUAUAACAAUAGAUAAGGAUGAUCACAAUGUUCUAUUUUUGUUAGAUAUUGUACUGAACAUAAUUCUAUUAAUGAAGACUUUUUGAAAUUCAUUCCAAUGAAAAAUCAAACUAGAGGCGUCGAUUAUCUUGAUGUGAUAACUAAUUUUCUUGACGACAAUGAUAUUGAUAUUGAAAAAUUGGUUUGUGUGUGCACCGAUAGUAACGAGUAUAACACAAUUAGCUGCAUUGAUUGUAUCUGAAUAUUCAAAAGUGUUUGAUGAAUUUAUUGAAUUAAAAAAUGAUACAAAUCUCGAAGCUAUUUUCAAAGAGAAGAGAGAACAAAAAGAAUACAUAGAAUUUUGGAAUUUAGUCCCAGGAAAAUACAAAACCCUACAAAAAUGUGCCCACUUUUUGAUGACAAUGUUCACAUCAACAUAUCUAUGUGAAACUUCAUAUUCAAAAAUGAAAUAUGCAAAGAAUGUGUACAGAAAUCGGCUUACUGAUUCACAUCUUGACGACUUGUUAAGAGUAGCAUGCAGCAACUACAAACCAGAUAUGUCCAAAAUAGUGAAAAAACUAUCUCAAUUUCAAAAUUCACACUAAUUAAAUAUAAAUAUUUAAUUAGUGUGAAUUUUAUUAAGUUUAUCAAGAAUAAAUAUUUAAUUACAUUUUUUUUAUA
Metopolophium dirhodum (rose-grain aphid) is the source of this 1140-nucleotide messenger RNA. RefSeq names its product SCAN domain-containing protein 3-like. The record is from RefSeq and is a predicted model, not a curated record. Gene Ontology annotation, molecular function: protein dimerization activity. The transcript has a single exon. NCBI's taxonomy places the organism in Eukaryota, Metazoa, Arthropoda, Insecta, Hemiptera, Aphididae. The coding region runs from base 639 to 1064 and encodes 141 amino acids.